Messenger RNA from Ceutorhynchus assimilis (cabbage seed weevil), 3146 nucleotides. NCBI's taxonomy places the organism in Eukaryota, Metazoa, Arthropoda, Insecta, Coleoptera, Curculionidae. The record is from the annotation of a GenBank genome assembly.
GCGUUACAGUCAUUUUUGUUAUGGCGGCUAUUUUUUCCAUUUCUCCGGUAAAUGCGUCGCUGAUGGUCGAUUCAUGGUAAAUACCGAUUCCGAUGGAAAAAUUACCAAAUUCUAGUAGUGUGGAAAUCGUGCCUCUCAGUGAUAGUUCUGUGGACAAAUCGCAAUCCCGAAUAAAGUCGCCGUACAUUUCCGAUGCAACUUUGGUACCACGAGUACAAAAGUAUUUGGAAAGUAACGUAGACCAAACCUAUGUGGACAUCAAUCAUAUGUCCGACCAGUUACAAAAGAAAUACAGGGAAUACGCUAAACGGAAACGCAGCGCCUUCAGGGCUUCAGUGAAAAAAGCCUACUCGAUUGUAUUGCAAAGCUACGGCAUGCAGGAAAAAGACUCGUCUGAAGAAGACAUCUCCAGCAACGACAGUGACGACGUGAGCGACGGUAUGGACAACGUUGAUGAAAACUCCAUGAACAAUGCGUUGGUGAAUCUCUAUCAGAGGCCGCAGCCAUCCAAAAUGAUUGAAAGUGAACUUAUCGAUAUAAGCAGCGAGGAUUCUGAUGAAGAAGCUGCUUAUAAUUACAGGAAGAGUAAUGGAGCUGCUGCUACAGCCUCGUCGGCCCCUAGGAGCGUUAUUAUGCAAGGGAUUUAUAAUAAUAAACCUCCGCAGGUUGAUAUCGUACCAGUGAACCAUACCAUACCAAAAAAACGAAAACACGAAACGGCAACCAUAUCGCCGAUCACUCUAAGACCAAAAAAACAAAAAACAACACAAGCCAAGUCCUUCUAUCAGGAACCCCGAUUCAGUUUCAAACACAUUGGAGGCAUGGACAAAACCUUGGAGGACGUUUGCAAGCUGCUUCUACACAUCAAACACCCGGAACUUUACAGCAAGUUGGGCAUUUCCCCUCCCAGAGGGUUCCUUUUGCACGGUCCUCCCGGUUGUGGGAAAACUUUACUAGCCAACGCCAUUGCAGGAGAAUUAGGGGUGCACAUAAUCAAAGUGGCAGCCCCUGAAUUAGUGGCCGGAGUAUCAGGGGAAAGUGAAGAAAGAAUCAGAGAAUUGUUUGAGAGAGCUUGCGACACUGCUCCCUGUGUAUUGUUCAUUGACGAAGUCGAUUCUAUUACACCGAACAGACAGAAUGCACAAAAAGAAAUGGAAAGGAGGAUAGUGGCUCAAUUGUUGAGUUGUCUUGAUGAUCUAAGCGAAAAUGGACAGCAGGUGUUGGUGAUUGGAGCUACUAACAGACCGGAUGGUAUAGACCCUGCCCUAAGACGCGCCGGGAGAUUUGAUAGAGAAAUUUGCCUUGGAAUUCCAGAUGUUAAAGCCAGAGAGGAAAUUCUGAGAGUUUUGUCGGCCCAUUUGACUCUUGCAUCAGAUUUCGAUUAUGGGAAAAUUGCUAAGUUCACUCCUGGUUAUGUGGGUGCUGAUCUACUUUCAUUGGCUAGAGAAGCGGCAAUGGUAGCUGUAAAUAGGGUUUUCAACACUAUAAAGGAACAACGCAAAUUAAAACCGGCCAUCCAAAUUCCUGUAAAAAACAACAAAAAUAAAAACGGUCUAGCACCACUUAAUAAAAAAGAUGAUAAACCCGAGGAAAAAGAAGAAGAAAUUGUAGUGGACGACGAUGUUUCAAAGCCAGAAGAAUCAACAAAUAAAAACAAUGAUGCAACAGUGGUUGUAUUGGAUGACGCAGAAAUAGAUAUAUGCAAAGUAGGCGAAGUAAAACCAAAAGAAACUGAAGUUGAAAAACUGGCUGAAGACAAACCACCAACUGAAAAAAAAUCAAGCGAUGUAAAUGAGCCAGUGAUAAUUAUUGAAGUAGAAUCGCAAGAACCAAUGCCAGUAGACAUUAAAACAUUGACAACGCUGGAAGAAUUACAAUCCUGGCUUCAUGACACUGUCCCUGUAAGCGACCACGAUCUACUAAACCUUUGCAUCACAAUGGACGACUUCCAAGAAGCUCUGAAAAAAGUACAACCAUCUGCCAAGAGAGAGGGCUUCGCCACAGUACCGGACACCACAUGGGACGACGUUGGCUCGCUCCGAGACAUCAGGGAAGAAUUGCAAAUGGCAAUUUUAGCUCCGGUACGACACUCUGAGCAGUUUGAGGCUUUGGGAUUGACAGUACCUGCUGGAGUACUUUUAUGUGGACCACCUGGAUGUGGUAAAACUUUAUUGGCAAAAGCUAUUGCUAAUGAAGCUGGAAUUAAUUUCAUUUCUGUUAAAGGACCUGAAUUAUUGAAUAUGUAUGUUGGUGAGAGCGAAAGGGCAGUAAGAGUGUGCUUUGAACGAGCCAGAAAUUCAGCUCCAUGCGUUAUAUUUUUUGACGAACUGGACGCCCUUUGUCCUAAAAGAUCAGAUACCAGAGAGGGUGGCGCUACUAUGCGUGUAGUGAAUCAAAUGUUGACAGAAAUGGAUGGCGUUGAAGGUCGCAAAGGUGUAUUUUUGCUAGCUGCCAGCAAUCGGCCUGACAUUAUAGAUCCAGCUGUGCUGAGACCUGGAAGAUUGGAUAAAAUCUUGUAUGUUGGACUUCCUUCCAGAGAGGACAGGGUUGAUAUUUUGAAGGCAAUAACAAAGAAUGGCGACAAACCAAAAUUAGACGAAGAUGUAGACUUGAAAAGUAUAGGUACCUCAGAACAAACCAAAGGUUAUACGGGUGCGGAUUUGGCUGCUCUAGUACGGGAAGCUUCAGUUUUGGCCUUGAAAGAAAUUAUGCUGGCUGGAGACUUGAGCAAACCUCUAGCAGUGUCUAGUAGGCAUUUCGUUAAGGCCUCUGAGAAAAUUAGACCGUCUGUUCCAGAAAAGGAUCAAAAACACUACGAGAAGCUGAAGCGGAUGUACACAGCUGUGCCUGAUCAUGCUGAAGUUGAAGAAAUGGAGUAUUCUUAAGUGUAUUUGUAUUUUAUGUUUUAGUUUUUAUUUUUCGAGUUUUUUGGAUUAAGUUCGUUUGUAUUUUAUGUUUUAGUUUUUAUUUUUUGUAGUUUUUAAGGUAUUUUUUAAUAUUACUUUUUGCAUCUUAUAAUAAUUAUUGCAGAUUGACAAUGUUGUCAGACUUGGAAAAAAAAAUAGGUUUUUUUUCUUAAUUUGUGAGGAUUUAAUUUUUCAUAUUCCAACCAAUAGUUAAUAAAUUAGGAUUUUUCCAAAAACCAA